UAAUAGUCUGAUAAUAAUAAUAAUAAUAUUAACAAUCCAAUUAUUGAUGUCCAAAAACAAAAACAUUUCCCGUCCAACCCCAUUACGGGAGCUGACGUCACCGCCGGUCACAAUGCACGGCCAUCACCCUCAUCCAUAUCCUCUUUCCUUUCUCCUUCCAAUCCUACAAUUCCUUCUUUUCUCUUAUUACCCUACACUCCCCUCCCCCUCCGGAGCACUUUAGCACCCAAAACCACCACUCCCUACCAUGGACCCCAGCCCCUCCGCCGCCAUAACCCGGCCUCACCACGGUGGCCGCGAAGAUUGUUGGAGCGAUGGCGCCACUGGGACACUAGUCGAAGCCUGGGGUGACCGUUACAUAAAUCUUAACAGAGGUAACCUCCGUCAAAAAGACUGGAAAGAAGUCGCUGACGCCGUCAACAACCGUCAAAACGGCGUCAAACCUAGAAAGACCGACAUCCAGUGUAAAAACCGAAUCGACACGUUGAAGAAAAAAUACAAGAUCGAAAAAUCCAAGCCCCCUCCGUCGACUUGGCCGUUUUAUUAUCGUCUCGAUUCUCUCCUCGGCACUAACAGUAACGCUACUAACACUUUCAAGAAACCUACCUCCGUUACUUUCACGGUGAAGUCAAAGACAAAGCCUCAAAAUGAUGUUUAUCCAGGCUUGGCAAGUUGUGGGGAGAGCUCUUCUGACGACGACGAUAUGGCGUGGUUUGAUGAGAGAGUGAAAAAGAAACGGCAUAGAAUGGAGGAUGUAGAUUUAUCUGAUGGGGCUGCGUGUAGGGAAUUAGCGAGAGCGAUAUUGAAGUUUGGAGAGAUAUAUGAGAGAAUUGAGAGUUCGAAACAGCAGCAAAUGAUAGAGUUGGAGAAACAGAGAAUGGAGUUUACUAAAGAAGUUGAGUUUGAAAGAAUGAAUUUGUUUGUUGAUGCUCAAUUGGAGCUCAAAAAGAAGUCUUUCAGCCGCGAUAAAUUUGCUUCCAGUUCAGAAGACUCAAAUUUGACCGAUGUGUUUGGUGUCCGUGCUGGUGAUCGUAAUGGGCAAUGUUUCAUACCUGGAAGAAGUUGUAGUUGAUAUUGCUCAAAAAUCUAAUUUUCAAAAGGGGACUCCAGUGUGUAAAUCUCCAUGAAAGCCCUCCUUUGAUCUCUAGCUGAAGAGUGGAAGUCCUCGACCACAUCAUCCCGAGUCUGUCACAUCUUCAACUGAUUCAACUUUGAAGCUUUUAAAGAAUGAUCAUGACCAACCUCUGCCGUAUUCAUGGCUGUAACAUUAUUCUGCAUGCAUCAUAAGUUGUUAUGCUGAAGAUUUUCUGUACUUUGUAAUCUUCCAAACUGCAACCUGUGUCAUCUCCUUACAUUCUUAAGCAUCGUAUUCUCCAUUCAGUGAUAAAUAUAUGAUCAGCUUGUAUCUCAGCAAAGGCACUCCGUGCUGAUUGAGCUUGUCUCUCUUGCAAAUGAUGUUCAUGGGACACCAGAGGAUAAAAAGGGCAAUGAAUGAUUACCUAUUACUGUUCA
Molecule: messenger RNA, 1512 nt
Organism: Populus trichocarpa (black cottonwood)
Lineage: Eukaryota; Viridiplantae; Streptophyta; Magnoliopsida; Malpighiales; Salicaceae
Product: trihelix transcription factor ENAP2
Exons: 3
Coding region: 248-1072 (274 amino acids)
Cellular component (GO): nucleus
Molecular function (GO): transcription cis-regulatory region binding
Source: RefSeq, a predicted model, not a curated record